Messenger RNA from Trypanosoma rangeli, 2709 nucleotides. RefSeq lists its product as uncharacterized. The record is from RefSeq and is a predicted model, not a curated record. The coding region runs from base 1 to 2709 and encodes 902 amino acids. Gene Ontology annotation, biological process: intracellular cholesterol transport. Lineage: Eukaryota; Euglenozoa; Kinetoplastea; Trypanosomatida; Trypanosomatidae. Gene Ontology annotation, cellular component: recycling endosome; trans-Golgi network. The transcript has a single exon.
AUGCAGAACGUCACAGUUGAGGAGAUCGCCGCGUGGCUUUGCGAGAAUCGGUGUCCCACAACGCUGCUGGAACUCUACAGCGAGUGGAAGACGGUUCACCAUAAGGCUCACGUCUUAUUUCUCGAAUUGGCGGCCGCGUGCGCUCCAGUGGAUAAGGUACCUGUUGGCUCCGAGGAUGUGACUAGCGUGGCUCUCAAUGAGGCAGUAGUGGACAUGCUUGUGGCUUACGGAAAACAGCAGGGAAAGGCGGCUCUCCGGGAAGCUGUUAAGCAGGCGACGGCGCAGGUUGCCUCCUCCGAUUUGUCGUUGGUGGACGACGAAAAAGACGAGUCUCGGCAACGUUGCCCUCCCAGUGCUCCUGUGGCAUCUGCCGUUGUGGAACACCAACCGUCUUUCCUCACAGAGGCCGUGAAGCGGGAAACUGGUAGUAGCAACGAUAGUGGGACUAAUAUGAUGUCUCCUUUUCACUUACGACUGCAGCAUGCAGAGGAGAGCUUGGAGCAGACGAUUACGGUGCUUUCAAAAGGACUGCCAACCCUUGUGAGUGCUGUGGAUCCCAUGCAGAAGGAUGUCCUGAUCCCUAUUAUUAGUCUUGCGGCAACCCUAAAUCGCACAAAGUCAGCCAAAGCUGCCGCCCGCCUUCAGCUUCUUACCCUUUACAGUCGUCCAAACCGCGAACAUCGGGCGGCGGUUGCAGAGGCAUGGGCAAUGACCUUGCGGAAUCUCCCGUCAUCUGUUUUGGAGUACGACAUUGUGCCAGAGCUGAUUAAUCUGGCAAAUGCAAAGUCUACAGAGCGGCACAUUUUGGCUCUAGAUUGUGUGAUGUGUGUCGCACCUCUCUUUGGGACGGGGCGACAUGCCCUGCGCAAAUCUAUUUGUCAAGGAUUAUUGCGGCCACUCAGUGAGGAUGAGGCCCGUGCAGUACGGUUUCAUGUGGUCCAGUGUAUUACCGAACUCUGGCCUAUUUAUCCCAAUGACGCUGAGGAAAAGGAAACGAGUCAUGCCGAUGUGAGUGAUUCGCUUUCGUGUUACGUUGAACUUAUUUUGCGCCUUGCUUUACACGACGUCAGUGGCACUGUGCGACGUUGUGCCCUCCGAAGUUUGCGUAACCAACUCCUGCUCCCAGUGUGUACGCCGUGUUUUGUGGCUCUUACACAAAUUGUUCCGUUACUCAUCUCAUGUCUCGAAAGGGAGUCCGCCGUGUUGGAAUGUGACGAUAUGCCGAUGCGGAAGGGUGCUUCCACGAGUGCGGUAAAAAGCCUUGAUGUUGUGGAGAGCGCUGUUGCCAGCAACGUCUUGACGUUGGCAAGCCUGAUUGAAGAUGUCCUUCGACAUGCACUUGAAUGUGUUACAGGUGAAAAAGGUGGAGUUGCAACGCUUCUGGAGGAGGCGUAUCUUCGUGUGGUACUGCCCUCUGCGUAUGCCUUAGUGAUGAUGAGUCACGAGCAAGGUACUUCAAAUGUGUCCAUUUGUGCCCUGGCAUCAGCGUUGGCGACGGUGGUUCCUGCCCUUUGCACAGAUCGAUGGUGCCAGGUACGUAAUUCACUUGAGGCGUUCAUCACACAAGGGAGCAUCGGUGACUGCAGUAGUACCGAGGUUUGGCGCAGCGCCGGGUGGCGUCAGCGGCAGUUGUGUUUCCUGUUUAUCUUCUUGACACGGCUCGCUGGUGGGACGGAGGCUGCCGGGACAUUGCCCUCUGUAGAUGUCGACAGCAUCGCGAAGGAGGCUUCUACGUGGCUGCGUGAGAUGUUGUUGGUGGAUGUGGUGGAUGAUGAAAGGGCGAAGAUGCAUGCAACGAAUCGGGAACAACGGGGAGAGGCGGGUGACACUGAACGUGCCAAUGAAUUGCACAGUACGGUGGUGCAGCGGUCGGAGGCGAGUGCGAGACUUGAUGCCUGUGCGACUUGCCUUGUUUGGUUUGCGACUCGCGUGGAUGACGGGAGCGGCAAUGCGGCGGCGGUCUCCUCCAUGUUAUGGUCCUUCACCGAGUCAUCGGAAGAGAGGCAACGGAUGCUUGCCGUUGCCCUCGUGGAACGUGUGAGUGGGCUGCCAAUGGAUGACAAGGUGCGAGAGACGAGUAUUUGGCCCUCGCUGCUGCUGCUCAUGAAUGACACCGUAUAUGAGGUGAAGGAGGCUGCCAUGAAGGCGACAGUUUCGAUGGUGAAGUUUGCCAGCACCCCGGCAGCGCAAGAGAAGCUGAUGGUCACCGUUGUUGCAAUAGUUGAGGCAGAGGGAUGCGCCUCGCGGUUAGGUGUGGCGUUCUUGCGUCACUGGUGUUUGCUGCUGCGUGAGAUGCCGGCAGAGCCACGCGAGUCCUUCCUGUACCCCCAGCUUGCCAACAUGAUCAAUCAGCUGAGUGACACAAUGCGUAGGAUGGAGGUGAGAUCAGCAAAGUUCACAGUGGCAGGAAGGGGAAGCAGCUCACCGCCCUCAGAACAACACAAACUGACGGAGGACGCGUUAGCGUCGGUUCUUGCAGUCUUGGAAACUAUCCCUCGCUGCGCGGUUGUGACACCACAGCUUGUGAAUAAGUACCUCAUCCCCAGCAUUCAGCUUCUGGGGUCCCUAAAAUCCCUCCCUGCAUCGAGCCGGUCUCAGCUGCUGAGCAUCACAAAGGAAUACACGGCGCUGCUGGAUUCCAGUAAAGGGCCCCGCAGUACGCCCAAUGUGCUUGACCGGCUGCGAAGUGAGUUGAAGAAGCGCCUUUAG